CAAAACCGCGAGAAUUAGCAAAGAAGCUCCGCGGAAAACGCGCGCGCGCGUAUAGGACACAAGCGCGACCUCCAUUGCUGCCAAAUCAGUCGCCCGACUAGUUUAUGUACAAUAUUAUCAACGAAUAUAUUGAAGUCUAUAUUCGUUGAUAUUAUAUAGGUAAAGCAGUUCGCGCGCGCGAUCCGCGGCUUUAUCGCGUUCGAAACAGCCGAACAAGUGAAUUUCCAAGGACACAGGUGGUUGCACCAGGAGUUCGAGAUCAACUAGUCGUUCAGAUACACAAAGAGUAUUUGGAGAACAAGGAUACCGCGGGAGAAGCGCCUUAGAGGUUAGAAACUGCGCCGCUGACUGCUGAGCGGAUCAUCGGUUCUUUGUGUCAUCGACGUAGUAGUCGCCCGUCAGGAUGACGACGCGCCGGCGACGAUAAUAACUGGAGGAUGCCUGCGGUGAUACGGCAAGUGGUAGCCGUCCGGUCUUGAUCUUUGGCUCUGGAAUAAUACUGGUACACGAACAAUGAGCCGGGAUGAGUCUCGACGUUCGAAACGUUGUAGAGCUGACCGCGACUACGAAAUGGGUCCAGCUACUGGUAUCAUGGUCAAUGAUUAUGAUGAUGAGCGGACUCUAGACGAGGAGGAGGCUUUAGAGGGCAGCGAAGAUACUCACAAUGAGCUUUCUCAUCUCCAGAAGGAAAGCGAUAUGCCAUUGAAGGAUCUGUUAGUGAUGUACAACUAUCGUGAUAUAUCGUGCCAGGAUAACAAAGAGGAUGAGGAUGAGGAUGAGGAAGAUGAGGAGGAUGAGGAAGAAGAUGAUGAAGACGAGGAUGACGACGAUCCUGCCAGUUACGAAUCUGAUCUCAAGCAAUUCUACACAGAGAUAGUGAAGGCGGAAGAAAAUGGCGCUAACGUUCGAAAAUCUUCUGUAGUCAAGUCUGGUGAUCCAGCAAGAAGAGGAGAAGCCGCGGCUCUUAUUCCAGCCAUUGACGCUCACACAACCUCAUCCAGCGCAGAUCCAAAAGUUGAAGACAGCUCGGGUGUCCCGGAAAACACAUCAGGAGACGCUCAGAACGCGGGUUCCAGUGAAGUAAGUUCGACUACCGACAACGUCAACAGCACCUCCGCUACGGCGGGCAACGUUGGAAGUGUCGGUGGCGGAAGUGGUUCAUCUAGACUCUUACGCAGCGUUUCACGACCCCAAAGCGAAGAGGAGGAGGACGACUGCGAUUAUAGUCCGGACGACGAGGAGGAAUGGAAAAAGACGAUAAUGGUGGGCCAAGACUACCAAGCGGCUAUACCUGAGGGCCUUUGCAGGUAUGACGACGCACUGCCCUACGAGAACGAAGACAAGAUGCUUUGGGAUCCCUGCCAUAUCAACGAGGAAGCGGUCGAGGAGUUUCUCGAGAAAGCCCAGUUGCCCGUCGUAAAGGGUAGCUCGCUACCAAGUGGUAGCCACGUACGAGACGACGAGCAGGCACUCUACCUGUUGCUGCAGUGCGGCUACAACCUGGACGAAGCACUUAGGAGGCGCAGAAUGAACGUACUGCCACCCACCGAGUCCGUUAGCCUCUGGUCUGAAGAGGAAUGUCACAAUUUCGAGACAGGGCUCAGAAACUACGGCAAGGACUUCCAUCUCAUACAAAAAAAUAAGGUAAGAACGAGAUCCGUGGGUGAGCUCGUACAAUUCUACUACUUAUGGAAGAAGACUGAAAGGCAUGAUAUUUUCACUUACAAGGCUCGACUGGAAAAGAAGAAGUAUGCCCUUCAUCCUGGAAUAACAGACUACAUGGAUCGUUUCUUGGAGGAACAGGAGGGUGUGCGCGAUCGCAGUAGUUCACCAAACGUCCACUGUCUGAUGCUGUACGGCGAUGCAAAACGCCAGAGGACCAACGCUAACUCGACAAGCAACGAAGAGCCUAGCUCCGGCGGUGGAAACAAGUCAGGCCUUGACAGCUGGGAUGGCGCAACAACGACGAACGCUUCCAGCACAACCACGACGACAUCGGCCUCAGGAACUACAACGAGCUGUGCCAACGCCGAGACCUCACCCCCGGUAAACGCCAGUGGCCAUGCGGAUCCCCUUGCCCUCGAGCACCUCCACAAUUCAUCAUUAGCGGCCCCGGGUACCGGCCAGCUCGACUACGCUAAGGCGAGCAGCAGUAACAACGGCGCUGGCGCAGAGUCGAGCUCGGGCCCGAUACCCUGGCCUACCACUAUCAAUGCUAAUGUCGCUACCACAAUCCCAUCGUCAUCAUCAUCUUUAUCAUCAUCCGUUUCUUCAUCAACGAUGGCACAGCAGCAGCCACAGCGUAAUCACAUGCACCACCACAUGCAACAGCAGCAGCAACAUCAGCUACAGCCGCUGUCGAGCACGAAUAAUAGUCACAAUCAACAGCAACCGCUCAGCAUUAAUCCUAGCCUAAUUGGCAGUAGUAACAGUAGCAACGAUGAGACAGCGGCUGCAGUCGCGGCUCGAUCGCCCGAAAACAUUUUGCCCCACUUGCCACCUUAGCACACCGCCACUACCAUUUCUGCUUUCUACACCGAUCCCAGAUGGGGAGAAGCGCGUUGAACGCGCAAUCGCUCUCCUUACUAACUCUUCUUUAUCUCUGAUUUAAGCAUUUUUUACUGUUCUUUCUGUGACUAUUUUUUUAUGUUUUUUUUUCUAUAUAUACCUUUGUCUUAUGCGUCUUGUUUUCUCUCGCUUUUUUGUAUUUUAAUAAUCACACCCGCGACACUGUUUACACACAUCCAGCUGAGAAAAUAAGAAAAUGUAUUUGCAAUUUGCGCCUGGGAGAAUUUUCUAUCAAUAAGUACAAUAUUGGUCCGGCCUGAAAUUGAUUCUGGCAUCGUUGCGAUAAGCGUUUUGAUAGGAAUAGUUUCUGUUUCUCGAUAUUGUGGUCACGAAUCAUAAUGUUGUAGUCCGAACACAUGAUAUUGAGUGAAAAACUAGAAGCAAAAUUACUUAUGGAUACUUAUUUUGGCUUACUUUUUUACGCAAAAGUAUUCAUUUUUUAAUGAAUUUUCCGGCGAUAUUGACCAACACAUCCGAUAAUACAUGAGAUCCAGGAUGUAUUCCUAAAGUUUGCAACAAUAACUGAAUCAGGUAUUUGAUAAGGAGGUCAAUAUAUUACUUUCUUCAAUUAUGGCAAUAAAUGUAAAGCAACUGCGUGGUGCCUAUUUCAAAUGAUAUAAAUUAACUUUUUUCAAAAGAAAAAAAGGUUGAUAAAAGUAACACUAAACUGAUAGUUUAAUUAAUUAUGAAUAUAUGGAAAUAUGUAUAGCUCGUUAUUGGUAAAUGUUGUGAAUAUAUUUAAACGCUUUGAUUUUUACACAUUUCUAUAUAAAUAAUAAUUAUUAACUUAAAAUUGUGAACUUGCUAUGAGACAUUUUAAAAUACUAAACAAACGUUGAGACUAGAUUGGGUGAAGAGUAGUUUUUUAAUAAAUUAAAGAUGAUCAGAAGAUGCCCAUUAAUAAACAGUCAAAAAUUGCAUACUAAGAAACGAUUAAACGGGCUAUAAUAAAUUUCCUUAUUGAGCAGUCCUGCUUUUUUACCUAUGUCCAUUUAUGUAUGCAUGUUCAUACAUACAUUUUCAUGAAAAUAUUUUCAUUAAAAGUAUUCACAAUGUUAGUUGUUUCCUUUAUUACAGAUUUAAUUAAAAAUUUCGAAGUAGAAAAUUUUCUCCCAGCAUCUGAGCAUUUAUAUAAUGUACACACUUACAUGCAUACGAAUACAAACACAAUAAUGGAAAAGAUAAAAAAUCGUAAUCAUCGCAUUCGUUAAAGCAACCUCGAAUUAUAUUUUUCUACUGUAUCACUAUAAGAUUUCAUUGUGUCUGUCAACGCUUAGAGUGAUUGCGAAGCGAAAAAACGCCCUAGCUGAAAUUUUCAUGUGAAAUUCUACAAAAGGAAAUUACAGUCGAAACUUGGCUGACCAUAUAUAGAUAUAUAAAUAUAUUAAAUUACUCGUUUAGCGAGUCGAAUAAAAUAAGAAAAUAUUACAAAAAAAUGGUAUAAAAAUAGCGCCGUCUUAUAAAGUACGGUUAUGAUUACAAUGGCAUUAACCCUCACAUCCCCUUUGUACAGGCGCGUUGUAAUCGCAACCGCGAUUAAAAAUUUUCGGAAUAUAUGUCUUUGUUAUUAAUGGAGAUAUUCUUCAGAUUGAUUGUAAUAAUAUAAUAAUAAUAACAAUAAUAAUAAUCCUUAAGAGAAUUCAUAGUUAUGUGGUUUUAACUGUAGUUUCCUAGAAAAGAGUUUAAUUAUAUUACAAUACCGACUCAUAACGACGGUGCUUUUAUUGAUUUUUUUUUCGGCAGACACUGUGAUGUAAGAAUCAUCAAAGCAAAUGAAAAUCAUAUAGAACUAUAGAUCUUUUGUUUUUUUGCCAUUCAUCUCUUGUUUUUAUACUUUUGAUCAAAUUAAUGUUGUAGAAGUAGAAUACCAAAGUUCGUGUGAACACGAUUUAUUGAAAAAAUUAUA
Messenger RNA from Nasonia vitripennis (jewel wasp), 4474 nucleotides. RefSeq names its product mesoderm induction early response protein 1. The coding region runs from base 514 to 2505 and encodes 663 amino acids. The record is from RefSeq and is a predicted model, not a curated record. Gene Ontology annotation, biological process: negative regulation of transcription by RNA polymerase II. Gene Ontology annotation, molecular function: histone deacetylase binding; transcription corepressor activity. Gene Ontology annotation, cellular component: nucleoplasm. Lineage: Eukaryota; Metazoa; Arthropoda; Insecta; Hymenoptera; Pteromalidae. The transcript is spliced from 6 exons.